Messenger RNA from Drosophila ficusphila, 1245 nucleotides. It is a transcript of the gene Bgb, whose product is annotated as protein big brother. The transcript has a single exon. Gene Ontology annotation, cellular component: nucleus; core-binding factor complex. The record is from RefSeq and is a predicted model, not a curated record. Gene Ontology annotation, biological process: regulation of transcription by RNA polymerase II. Bases 287 to 928 code for a protein of 213 amino acids. Gene Ontology annotation, molecular function: sequence-specific DNA binding; transcription coactivator activity. Lineage: Eukaryota; Metazoa; Arthropoda; Insecta; Diptera; Drosophilidae.
CGCCGCGUCAGUUGGUAUAUCAAAACCGCAAACCAUCCUUUUUGUUGUAUUGUGCGUUGUUUUCUGUGCAAGAAGUUAGAUAUUAAAGCAAUUAGCAUUCAUUGAGCUGCGAGAGAAAAUUAUAUUGCGUAUACGUAAAAGAAACGUCUUAGGAGCGAACGAAAGAUACCCCUUUUAGCGCAUUGGGUUCCAAGAAGAAUUGCGUAUACCCUGAGGUCCGACGAGGGACCCACGAAAAUCAGACCCCAUUCAGCGUUCUGAGACAGAACCGCGCCUGACCGAUAAAAUGAUGAACGAGGCGGCUCUAGCCAACAUGAUACCCUACGACACCAUCGGAUUGUACGAGCAGCCCAAGCCACGCUUUAUCUUCAAGAUGCCGCGCGUAGUGCCCGACCAGAAAUCCAAGUUCGAGAGCGAUGAGCUCUUCCGGCGGCUCAGCAGGGAAAGUGAGGUGCGCUACACAGGCUACCGGGAGCGCAGCAUCGAGGAGCGGCAGGUGCGCUUUAUGAACGGCUGUCGGGAGGGACACACGGAGGCCAGCUUUGUGGCCUCGGGCACCAAUCUGCAGCUGGUGUUCAACGCCAAUCAGAACCCGUACCUGCACGACAAAGAGUGCGACUUCGACAAGGAGCACGGCAAGGUGCACAUCAAAUCCUACUUUAUAAUGAACGGGGUGUGCGUUCGUUUCCGCGGCUGGAUCGAUCUAGAGCGGCUGGACGGCGUGGGUUGUCUGGAGUACGACGAACGGCGGGCAAUGCACGAGGAUGCAAUCCUACGGGAUCAGAUCGAUCGCUACAACCAGCGCCUGCGCGAGUUCGAGGAUACCAAGAGAGCCUACCGCGACAACCGGCAGGACGAGAUGGAGGCCGUGCGGCGGGGUGUUGCUUCUGGGGGCAUUGGCGUCGGCGCGAGCAUGUGGCGCCGUUAGUUGGACCUGUGGACGGCACCUGGGCCGUCACAUACGCAGCUGCAGCUCCAACAGCAGCAGCCGCCUCACCAGCAGCUAGAGACUCAAUUCGCGAAUACUCAAUAUUUUAUGGACAACUGAGAAUGCUCCAAGCCCUUUGAAGGGGUCUUCCCUUGCGAGAUUUCAACACGAUGCCGUUAGACACGCUCGAAUAAAUAUGCUCUUAGAUUAGUGUUAGAUCUAAUGCUUACUUUACGUAUGCUUUUAUGGUAUUAUACUUACAACUUAGUGUGGAAUUAGUGUCGUAUCUUUAACUAAAAUACAUAAUUACUAAUCGA